Suillus paluster is the source of this 339-nucleotide messenger RNA. RefSeq lists its product as uncharacterized. The transcript has a single exon. Gene Ontology annotation, cellular component: NatC complex. The record is from RefSeq and is a predicted model, not a curated record. NCBI's taxonomy places the organism in Eukaryota, Fungi, Basidiomycota, Agaricomycetes, Boletales, Suillaceae. Bases 1 to 339 code for a protein of 112 amino acids.
AUGGCCUCCUUGUCAUCCUCGUUGCUUGCACCAUCGGUAUCACCGUCGAGCACUGACAAAAGCCCAUCUAAUACUAUUACCGCGCUCAAGUCCCUGCUCACUAAUACCCUCCGUAUCACGACCACCGAUAAUCGAGUUUUCAUUGGCACAUUCAUGGGCACCGACCAGCUUCUGAAUAUCAUCCUCGUCAAUACCGAGGAGUACAUUCUGGGAAACGAGGCCAGUCGCUUCGUCGGCCAGAUCAUGCUCCCCUGGCGCCUUGUCCUUCAUGUCGAAGCGUUUGACCAACAUAAUCCUUCAAAGGGAAAAGCAAAGGAUAACAGGAGCUUGUACAUCUAA